GUCUAUUAAGGCCUUAAUGUCUAAUGAAGUGAAUUGUUUGCACCAACUGCAUUCUUUUCCUAAAGGAAUUAAGAAAAAUCUGGUGAUAUUAUAAUUGUGCGUCCUUAUAUAAUUAUCUUUGCCAGUUACAUAAUCGCCUCUGAUUUUCGCGAGGGACUGGGGCUAGUGCAUGUGGUGCAUGUGAAAACGGCAGGACGCCAAACGGCUUGUGUGUGUGCCAAGGUUGCGAAAUAUGGCGUCGGAUGAAGAAGUAUGUUCACCGCUUUUUCUCGUUUGUUUUUGUUUUAAUUUUUAAAAUAUGUGCUGUAUUUAUAUGUUUUAUACUUAUUUAAUAGUUUGGCCGUAAGGAAAACUACAGGGUUCAAACGACACCGAUGCUAGAUCAUGGAGAAGAUGAUGCUGAACGAAAAAAAUCUAAGUCUAAGAUAUCAAAGAAGAGCAAGAAGAAAGCUGAAUUGGCAGACUUAAAGAAAGAAAUAGAGCUUGUAAGAACAGAAAAUUCUAUUUGUGAACAUGUUUCAUAUUUCCUAAUGUUUUUCCUUUGUUAUAUCACCUUAUUAUCUGUAAUCUGUUCGACAGGAUUGGCAUACGAUACCUAUCGAAGAAUGUUAUCGGAGACUUGAAACAAACCCUGAGUCGGUAAGUACUGGAUAUGACUUCUAGUUAAAUUUAUAUAAAGAAACAUGGUUUUCAACAUUUUAGUGGAAACUUAGUACGCAUUUUAGUUGAACGAGGCUCCUUCAAACAAAUAAAACGUUUGAUUAAACCUUGAAAUGGCGUUGGCAACUCAGAGCAAUGCGAAUUGUAUUUUAUCCAGGCUGAUUUUUCUUUGUACGUUACUCUGUCAACAGAUUUUAAGCACGAAAUUGCUGCCCAGAAGCUGUAAAAUGUCUCGGCGAAUGAUACGCUUUCGUAAUGUUGAAUUAGGCCAAUAUAUUAUAAAUUCCAUACAAAAUAACACAGUGUUAAAAGCAAGUGAAAAUAUUAUAUUAUGAUUGGACUCUAGCAGUGCUUUGUAUGCCGCAACAUUUUGUUGCAUGCUGAUUUUCCUAUUUCAACCUUCAAUAUUGAGAAAGUCUGCGAAAUGCAUCUUUACUAAUCACCUCCAGUGUUUUAAGGUAUUUGUAUCGAAUUUCCUGAGUCAUUGAAGAUAGUAUGACAUGAAAUUUGACUGCACCUCCCUUCGCGGUAGCUCGAUAAUCUAUCCAAACAUACAUGUAGAAGUGUGUAUACGGCGAUUUAGAUAGCCUGUAAUGUGUUUUGUGCCCUCUUUUGAAACUACUUCAGUGUUUUAGUUUGUAUUAAUAUAUGAUUGCAAUCGCCAAAUUGAGAAACAAUUUUUCAUUUCAACCGCACUUACCCUUGUUGUUAAUUGCAGUGUGCCUGAGUGCAUUUAUAAUUCAUAAAUAAAAGCUAUUGGCGAACUUUUGGAAUGUGAUUCAUAUUAUUUCUCUUAGUUCAAAGUCCACAGUUUUGGUUUAGUCAACUCUUGAAACAAGAAAUAUUCUGUAAAAAUUAUAAAGUGUAUAUAUUUGACAAAUGUGGCCAAUAUUGUUAGCGAACAGGUGUCUUUCAAUAUUCUUCUUCAAUAUUAACUAUGGAUGAGCUCUGUCUUGCAAAAUUGUUUCUUUGAAAUAAAUCUUACACCAAAUUUGGUUGGUGGAGCUGAUAUUAAUGUUAGCAGAAUAUUCAAUUUCAACUCAACCUAACCAUAGUAACCAAAUUGAGGCUUGAGUUGUAUUGUUUUGUGCAAUGCAUUGGUACUAUAUAACAUUGGUACUAUAUAACUCCAGCCACAUGGAUUAUACAGAUUGUAUAUGAAUCAUGUGGUUUUCAGUGGAGUAAACUACUAGCCUGAAUUAGCCUGAAUGCUUAAAUAAAUUCCGACAUUGACCUUGAUGGCUCGAGUUACUUUACAUUGCUAGUUGCCAGGCCUGAAUAUUACUGCUGGAUUGGACACACAACAUGUUGUUCAGCAUAUUAAAAUUUUUCUUGUGAACAGCAGCCCUGCUGUGCUGGACAUUAAUUAAUGUCUGGCUGACUUGACCACUUAUUUACUAAAUUUUGCCCCCAGUGAUAUACUAUGACAAUGUAUAUAUCCCCCCUUAUAUGACGAUGUAAUUAUUGACCAUGUACACAUGACAUGUGACUCAAAAUGAUGUAUAUCUGAUGUUUUCCCUGUGAAUCACAUCUGAAUUUCAUGAACACAGUCACGACCCAUAACCACCUUAUGAUUGCAGACCUGCCAACCUUAGCAACCGAUAUAGGGAGAAUUCUUAUUGGGUCGUUCCAGAAAAUAUCUACACUCCCCCCACAGAGGAAAUUUUUGCCAUCCGGAGGGGAAGGGGAGUAACAAUUGUUUAAGAUAAUAGUAAGUGUAUUAGGACACCCGAAGGGGGUAGGGGGGUUAACUUCCAAUUUCCUCCGUGGAGGAGGUAUGGAUGUUUUCUGGAAUGACCCAUUUAAACACUUAAUUUGGUGGGAGAAUUGGCUGUUUAGAGGGGAAAACCCAUCAAAGCCUUUUUCAUUAGAGCAGUCAGAUAGUGGAUUGCUCAGACCCCUAGCUACACUCGUAGCACAAGAAACCCCUUGGCAUUAGUUAAAUUGGGCACUAUCUUGGACUGAAAGUAUGACAUGAAGAUGUGUUUUAACAAACAAAUAAAUACUUUAAUUUUGACCUUUCAAAUGUAAAUUUUCCCCGUUUAGAGUUUCACUUAUUGACAAGAAAUCCGGAUAAUUGCCAAUACCGGGAGAUAUUUUUCACUACCGAAUAUGAUAUCUAUCGAUACUGACAGUACAUAAUAGGCAGAAUAUAAUUGGCAGGUCUGUGAUUGUUACUAAUACUUAACCCACUGAGCCUUAAGUAGUGUGCUCCUGUUGACAAGUAAAAUCUUCUGGCAUUAGACAGAGUAAAAUAAUAAAGUACAGUAGGGUGCAAUGCAACUUUUAAGUUAACCCAUUAAAAUGGGUUAACUAAACACAUGGGUUGAUAGUCUGAUUAACCCAUUGAGCACCAGUGCUGACCCCUUGAUGAGUAAAAUUGUCUGGCAUUAGACAGAGUAAAAUAAUAAAGUAGGGUGCAUUGGGUCACAUUCACAGAUCUAAAAUGUAUAUAAUGUUUCAUCUAACAUGUGAAGCACCAUCUGAUCUUUUGUCUACAAAAACCCUUCAACAUUCAGUUAUAUCGAGGGAGAUGCCCCAAAUCGUAAAUUGAUGGUAGCUUUACAGGUUAAUUAAUUUUAAUUUCAUUGUUAAAUUGUAAAAUUACUGCAUAAAAUUGGUCAGUAUAGUUCAAAAACAGGAAAUUCAAAAUAAAAUUGUGAUAACCUGCAGUCCUGCACACAUUAAUGGUUAAUUGGAAAUGAAAAUUGUGUUAUUUGAAAACAAUUACAGGCACAACUACUGUAGAUAUUUAAGUUUAUUCUGACUGAUUCAUGUUUAAGUUUAUUCUGACAAAUUCCUUUAGUGUUGCUUGUGGGCCCGGCUCCGGCACACAGCACUACCGUGGGGACAAGGUUUGGCCAGUGAACUCUCUCUCUCUCUAUCUAGAACAAUAUCUAUCUAUAUAUAUAUAUAUAUAUAUAUAUAUAUAUAUAUAUAUAUAUAUAUAUAUAUAUAUAUAUAUAUAUAUAUAUAUAUAUAUAUAUAUACUAUAUAUAUACUAUAUAUAUAUAUAUAUACUAUAUAUAUAUACUAUAUAUAUAUACUAUAUAUAUAUAUAUACUAUAUACUAUAUAUAUAUAUAUAUAUAUAUAUAUAUAUAUAUAUAUAUAUAUAUAUAUUUAGUAUAAUUACAUAGGUGAUUAUUGAAAAUUCUCCACGCUGAUUGGUUGCCGUUGAGGUGAUUAUUACGCGAUAAUCACCUAAGCGAUUUUCAAAAUGGCGGCCGAAGCCUUUUUUGUCAAUUAAAUGACGAAGAAAUGUGUAUUUUUUAUUUUUUUUCCAAAUAAUCACCUUUGAAAUUAUACUAAAACAAUUAUUAUUCACCUCAGGCUCGGUGAUUAUCGUGAAUAAAAACCUCGACUUUGUCUCGGUUUUUAUUCACUGAUAAUCACCUCGCCUUCGGCGAAUAAUUGUUGAAUAUAUAUAUAUAUAUAUAGAGUUCACUGGGUUUGGCUAGUCACUUGAGAUAGUAUAAUUUAUUCCGUAUGUAGCCUAGUCCAUUACACGCGUAAAAACGCUCAGGUUGUUGCAAUAUUGAUGAAAACAGGAUUGAAUAAUGUUUUGCUGCCCACAUUGUUCACAGUUGUCAACAAUAUUGAACAAUAUUGUUACACCUGAUUCAGGCUCAACAAUAUUUAACAAUUAUUUGCCUCCGGCUCGGUGAUUAUUGGUGACUAUUCGCCGAGACGAAGUCAAGGUGAAUAUUUCCCGAUAAUCACCGAGCCUGAGGCGAAUAAUUGUUUUAGUAUUUUUGCACAAGUUUUUUUGUGUUUUUCUGCUCUGAAUUCAUUUUAAUUUCGCUUAUUUCUUUAUCACUAACUUCAACAAAACGGCUAGCCGCCAUUUUGAAAAUUUUGAUUUUGUUAUAUUCACCUGUAGGUGAAUAUAACAGAUUAAUAUGUCAAAUUUGACCAAUCACCUUGCAGGAUUUGUUAUGUUCACUUGUGCAAAAAUACUAAUGUUCAAUAUUGUUGACAAGUGUGAACAACGUGGGCAGCAAAACAUUGUUCAACCCUGUUGAGCAGCGUGCUCGGCGUUUUUUGCUGUGUAGUCCAUCUUAUUUCAUUCUAUUGACAUGCAGACUAUACAGUAUAUUGUUGAAGAUAGAGGACAGCCUAAAGCUACUGUGUUUCUAUGGCAACAAUAUAAAUUAGGUGUUUCUUGCCUAUUAUACCUACACAAAUAUUAUCAUGCUGAAAUAUUAUAAUAUAAAGUUGCUAUAUUUGAGUUAUGACAAUAUGUUGAUUAUUGUGAAAUACAAUCAUUCCUUAUUCCAGAAAUUUUAGAAUUCAUAGUUUUCAAACCAACUUCAUGGGAAAGCCUGAGGGAAAGCCUGAGGGCGAAGCCUGAAGGCGUCCCGAGGGACUUUCACAAACCUCCUCGGUUCGCGGGAGAUUUAAUCACUAUAUUCUUAAAAACCAUGGUAUUAGUUUGUAAUACCAUGAUGACCGAGGUGAGGGUAGUAGUACGAGUAUUGUGUAAUACAAUGUGUAUUGAUAGUACGAGUAUUGUGUAAUACAAUGCAUGAUCAGUGAUGUAUACAACAAUUUUCCAUUGUCGGAAAUUUGUUUGCGAAUAAACAAUUCUUAAUAUACGUGUGUCAGUCCCGGGUGCAUGUGCAUGCAUGCAUAUAAAAUGAGUUACUUUUUAACUCAACUCUUGUUUUUGAACGCUUACUAAGAAUGAUAUGGCGGAUAAACGUUUCUGGUUUGUUAUGGAAGCCGAUGUUCAGAAAGUUAGAGAUAACAGAACGCCUGAGAAUACUAUCAAACACACUAGGUGGAGCACGAAUGUUUAUAAAGCAUGAGCAAAGGCAAGAAAUACCCAGUUUCGUGAUUUUGAAGCCGAGAGUGAAGUAUUCAAGCGUGUGCCAGAUUUGCAGGAGAUGAGCGUUGACGAAAUUAAUCCUGACUGGUUUAGCCGAUUAACGCUAGAAGUACGGAAGCGAAACGGUAAAUACCGCCAUGAAGUCGUGUAUAGUCUGUUUUGUGGUUUAAACUGAACAGUUCAGUUGCAAUAUCCAAAGUUAAAACUGUUUAAUUCGGCUGAGUUUAAGCCGCUUCGGCAAACGCUCGAUGGGAAGCUGAAAGAACUACAGAGCACCCAAAGCCCAAUGAAGAAGAGAGCAGAUGCAGUGACGGUUAGCGAUGAAAGGGUAUAGAUUUGAGCGGACUACUACAAGGAGCUAAUUGUGGAACUGUGAACAUCAACAUUAAUAUGAGUAAAUAAAUUACUGUCUUUAUAAUAUAGUUGUGUGAAAUGUUUAGUGAAAAGUGAAUAUUAAUAAGUCUAGUAAUUAACACUUUAUCUUACUGUCAUUAACAUUGUACAGGGUGUCUCAAAAAAACCCAAAAUCAUUGAAAUUGACGUAUUGUUCGAUAUUCAAUGCCCUAGCACUAAGUUAAUCCCACGAGUGCGUAAAAGAUUGACAUAACUGCUAUAAUGAAUGGUAAUACUCAGCGUAAACUUGUUAUGUCAGGCAUAAAGUACUAAACCCACGAAUGCAUAUUACGCAUAUUACAAUUUACGAAGCAUUUUAAAUUCCCAUGAGCAAACAAACGUUCACUUUACAAAGAUAUUUUAAUUUUUUAAAACAAAUUAAUCACCCUGUCAAAAUCCUUUGUGUUACGGCAUUGAAAUUCGAACAAUACGUUAUUUCAAUGAUUUUGGUUUUUUUUGAGACACCCUGUAGUGUAAUUAUAUUGUUUGUGGUGUAAACGCUAUUAAGAAAUCUCUUUGUCGUGUCUUUGAAUUUUGGCUCAUGACUUUUAAUCAGGGAGAAAUUAGAAAUCGUUCUGGCUUUGCCGGGAGAAUUAGAUAUCUCCCCGCUAAGCCGGGAAUAUCGUGAUUAAACCACCCGGCGAGAACAAAAGAACCCGAGGUCAUCAUGGUAUUACAAAAUUAAAGCCUUGUUCAUGUGUCUCAAAAAUUUGUUUAGUAUUUUCCAUUGGCAUUUUAUUGUAUCCAGUAAGCUGGUUCUCCAGGAGUAACCUGGUACUCCAGAUCUACAGUAGUACACUUGCACAGAGCCUGGGUAUGAGGUUGCUGUGUUUGCAGCGGGAUUUUUCACGUUACUAUAGGUGCAUUAAAAAACAAAAGAGAGUGCUUAGAUUUACCUGUGGCUGCGACAAGAUUCUUCAUUAGUGCAUCAGUCACUUUAGUGCAUCAUUUUUUUGGCUGUCACCAUCUACUGUAGUAAGCAGGAAAUGGCAAUCUUGGUGUAAAGUUCUCUAAUAACGACCAUAUUGAAACGUCAUUGUUGGCAGAACAGCGCAAUUUAAGUUGUGUUAUAUAAGUCUACUUUUUACAAGGAGCAAUUCCUAACAAGAUUGAUGUAAAUCGUAAAUUUUCUGUAAUUUUGAAGUUGACUAAGGCCCGGUUUAGACGGCGAACUUUUCAUGCGCCGAAUCUAAUUGCCGUAGAUACGGCAAAAUAUUGGAAACUGAUUUAGACGUCGAACUUAAUUGUGCCGUACCAAAUUGCGAGGACACUAUAUUGGACAUAUUUACAAUGCAAAUAUAUGAUAAUCAUAUUGUAAUGUUAAAAAAUUAAGUAUGCAUUAGGUUCGGCGCAUGAAAAGCACGACGUCUAAAUCAAUGUCGAACCUGUGUCGCAUAUACGACUUGUCUUGUCGCAUCUUCGAGUCGUGUCGAACUUAAUCAAAAUCUGCCGAACUUAAUUGAUUUAGACGCCGCUCCAGCGUCGCACUUAAUCCUUGCAUUAGAUUCGGCGCAUGAAAAGUUCGCCGUCUAAACCGGGCCUAAGGGAGCGGUCAUUAUUUAUGGCGGGGGGUGGCACCGAAGAGAGAAGGGUUGGGUAAACAAAAUUUUGAGUGAGUAAAAGGUUGGGUAAAUGAAAAACGAAACAAGUCAAAGGUUGGGUAAUAAAAAUUUCUUGUCAUUUCCAAAGCAUGACUCGCUCAAAUAUUGAAGACUAAAAACUUCAAUGUUAACAGUCAUAUGUCAAUACAAUAUGUGAAUUAAUCAUGAAACUUUAGACUGCAGAAAAGUCAGUAAAUUUCACAAGCCGAACGUUAACAAACUAUCAAACAUUCACAAGCUGAACGUUAUCAAACGUAUCACAGAAGUGGUAAAGGACAUGUGUGACAACUGAAUGACAUCUCUUUGUAAAGUGUUUGGCCAGGGGUGGGUAUUUAUUUUUUAAAUUAUACUUGAGGUUGGGUAAUCAAUUUUUUUAUUUUUUAAUGGUUGGGUCAGCAAAAUUUUUGCCACGAGAAACAUUUCUCUUCGGUGCCACCCCCGACCAUAAAUAAUGACCGGUCCCUAAAGAGUGGUCAUUUUCAGAAUUGUUGACACUAAUAGGAGCAGAAAUUAAAUUAUACCUGUCAAUUUUUGUUGGCCACCAAAUACAAGACUGCGAGGCAGUAUGAACUCUGUCAUUUUAUCAUGACUGUUAUGGCAGGUUCAAAUGCAAAUCGAUAUAAGUAAAUGAUAUUUAUUCGAUCUUAAUAUUAAAAACAAAUAAUUCAAAUAUUUUAGUAUUUUCCGACUAAAUGAUUUUUACUUUACCCACCCCUUGGCUUGGCGAAUUUUUAUUCAACCCACCCAUUUCCACCCAUAAUAUUUUGUUUACCCACCCAUUUUCUCUUCGGGGACCCCCCCCCAGCCAUAAAUAAUGACCGGUCCCUAACUUCGUAUCACCAUCUGUUGCACCAUGCACCAGUGAUUACUGAACGCCAGGCCUCGAAUUUCCCUGAAAUCAAUCGACGGCAAUGACGUUUAAAAUUGCUGUAGAACGUAGCAGCUGUCUACGGCAAUUUUGGCAGUUUCCACGGCAUUUUUCAAAUUACUGUAAUAAAACUUUAAUUGUAUUGUUACUUUGGAUUUUGGACAAGCUAGAAACAUGUCUACGUAUUUCUUUAGUGGUUUUUUUUUUUCGAAGAAAACUGAGACUAAUAGUGAUUUACGCAUGAUUUGAUCAACAUCUGAAUAGUAUAAAAAUUGCACCAUACGGCAAAAAAUUGCCGUUGCCGCAAUGACCCACGGCAUUUUGUUUUCCCUCUACGGCGAUUGCCGCGAUAAAAUUCGAGCCCUGCUGAACGCAUCUUUCCCAGAGUUGAAUAAAUUACCCUUCCUGACCCUACACUCUUAAAAUACCCUGGUUCAAAUUUGCCUGCUUAACUAUAAAUGCCCCUGUUCGGGUUGACUUAAUAUUCCUGGUUAAAUUUCCUGAGUCUGGUUAAUGUAACCAGGAAUCGGUGGAUAAAUUACCAGGGACCCCAGGUAGGCUAUGGUAGGAAAUGAGAUAAAAUAUAACCAGGAAAAUUUAAUAACCAUGGGCCGGUUGUAUAAAAAAGUGAUUAAAGUUAACUAUGAUUAAGUGCAAACGUCAUCCAAUAAGAAGCGCCUAUUUGAGAGUUAAUCACUAUUUAACUACAAAAUAGUGAUUAAAAAAGCGAUUAAGAGUUUUAUACAACCGGCCCCAGGCUGUUUUAGAGAGUGCUUUACAUGCAGGUACCGCUGUUUGGGCUCCCUAACAAUCUGGUGGCCCAAAGCAAGUUGCCCCCUUCUCUGCCUAUAUAGAUAGCUCUGCAUUCAUUAUGACAAGUUGGUUAUUUUCAACUGCAGGGUUUAACUUCUUCAAAAGCUGCAGAAAUAUUCGAACGAGAUGGACCUAAUGCUCUCAGUCCUCCUAAAACUACACCUGAAUGGGUGAAAUUCUGUAAACAACUAUUUGGAGGCUUUUCAUUACUUCUGUGGAUUGGAUCCAUACUUUGCUUCUUCUCCUACACACUUGAAGUCACUCAGAAAGAGGAACCAGCUAGUGACAAUGUAAGUAAAGCACAACGCGUUACCACUGUACGUCUACGUUGUGUGACCAAGAGUGAUCGCGAAAUUCUGCUCAGUUUUCUCUAAAUUUGUCGUUGUUCCAUGCAGCGGCUGUUAAAUAGAAUUGAAACGUCAAACGUACUCCAACUCUCACCACCAAUCUCCGUUUAUGAAUUUUUUUCUUUCUACAUCGUAUACGGCAGGAUUUUGGGCAUUUGAAAAACAUGUUGCUCUUUUUGUAUGUAACAUUUGUCGCUAAAACGCGCAGCUCUUUCUCGCACAAUUUAAGCUUGAAUCCUAAAAUGUAUACUAAUGCAUUUUAUAAAACACGUGUCAAUUUUUUGUCUUUGCAGUUAUAUUUAGGUGUUGUGUUAGCGACUGUCGUUAUAGUAACAGGAUGUUUCUCGUAUUAUCAGGUAAUAAUGAGUUAAUUUUAAAAAUCAGUUUUAUUAGAGGCUUUUCGGUGGUCGGUCAUAUUUUUCAAAUUCAAGAAUGUCUGUUAUAAAGGCUCGUGAGUUUGAAAUUGUUUGAAAUUGAAAAAAUCUAUAUGAUAGCAAAACGUUGUCCAUUCAAUAUUUUAGGAAUCUAAAAGUUCUCGUAUUAUGGAAAGUUUUAAAAAGAUGAUACCACAGGUAUGUGAAUGGAAAUGAUGUUACUAAUUCCUCGCGUAUAGUUGGUUUGUUAUAAAAUUAUACUUCGUUCAAUCUUUUCAAAAAGUUAAGUUUGUUUCCAGGGCUGUGUCUUAAAAACCUUGUACCGUCCAUCUAUUAUAAGUUAUCUCAUUUUCCCCAUCGUAACCAUAUAGGAAGCUAUUGCUUUGAGGGAUGGUCAGAAGAGACCAAUGAACGCUGAAGAACUUGUCGUUGGCGACAUAGUGUUCGUGAAGUUUGGUGAUCGACUGCCGGCAGAUCUAAGAGUUAUUGAAUCGAAAGGUUUUAAGGUACUGUACACCUUCAUAUCAACCUCGUACCCAGGCUCUUACCUUCGCUCGCCCUCCUGCUGCGGAAGGUAAGACCCUGGUUACGAGGUUGCCUUCAUAUUUGUCUGUAUCUUUUAGUAUUCAUCGAAACCUUACAAAGAGUAUUGAUCUCUUAUUAGGUUGAUAACUCCUCCUUAACUGGAGAAUCCGAACCUCAAAUGCGUGGACCUGAAUGCAGCAAUGAAAAUCCCCUAGAAACGAAAAACCUUGCUUUCUUCUCUACAAACGCCGUGGAAGGAACAUGUACGGGUGUUGUGGUGUGCACGGGUGAUCUGACUGUCAUGGGACGUAUUGCAAAUUUGGCUAGUGGACUGGGCUCUGGAAAAACUCCGAUCGCAAAAGAAAUUGAACAUUUCAUCCAUAUUAUCACUUCAGUGGCCGUAUUUUUGGGAGUUUCGUUUUUCAUCAUCUCUUUAAUUCUGAAAUACACCUGGUUGGAGGCUGUUGUAUUUUUGAUUGGAAUUAUUGUCGCUAAUGUACCCGAAGGACUUUUGGCAACAGUAACGGUAUGUUUUAUUUUCAAAAAGUGGCUCAAAUAUAAAUACUGUAUCGUUAAAUAAAUCAAUAAAUUCCUCUAAAAUGUCAGGAUUUUCGUUACGAUGGCAGUCGAAGUGUGUUUUAUUAAAACACGUUUAAAAGUACAGUAGAAUUUCAGUUUUAUUGUGGGUGCAUAAAUGAUGCGAAAAGAAAUUCAUCAGGAGUGUAAUAAACUUUAUCAUGAACAUUUAGGUCCCACAAACUCAUUUUCGCAUUUCGUUAGUAUUACGUACAACACAAUAUUCAGUAGUGGUGGAUUUAUAGUGCACCCCUGUUGGCCUUGGUCAACAGGGGUGCAAAAAAUUAAAUAUAUCUUAAAUGUUUGAGGUAUUCAAAGUUUUUAUCAUUCUUAGACUAAUUUAAGUUUUGGAAUUCAAGGUAGCAUCAUAGUACUAGUUCAAAAUACUAAUAAGUCCAAUAUUAAUUAGUUUGAUACUUUGAUUGAAUAAAGCAAAUUCUUAAUUUCGCUGGAAACGUCUAACAUUACAAGUAUUUGUGAAUUUACUUUCUGUGUUGGUGUAAUGUAUUCAGGUGAAUAUGAUGCUCGUGAUGUUACUCUGAGUGUAUAUCCACACCGGGCAAGCCUGAGAAAUAUACCUGUCCACUGUGGGAAUCGAACCUACGACCUUUGGUGUACUAGCCCAAUGCUCUGCCAACUGAGCUACGCGGUCAGGUCGGUUCGAGUAUGUGAUAUUUCGGAACUGAGUCUAGUUCCUUCGAUAUCGAUGUAAUCUAGUAAUCGUGAAUUUACUUUCUGUGUUUGUGUAAUAUACUCAGGUGAUGCUUGUGAUGUUACUCUGAUGUUACUCUAACAUCACAAGCAUCAUAUUGACCAGAGUACAUUACACCAACACAGAAAGUAAAUUCACGAUUACUAGAUUAUAUCGAUAUCGAAGGAACAAGAUUCAGUUCCGAAAUAUCACAUACUCGAACCGACCUGACCGCGUAGCUCAGUUGGCAGAGCAUUGGGCUAGUAUUCCAAAGGUCGUAGGUUCGAUUCCCACCGUGGACAGGCAUAUUUUUCAGGCUUGCCCGGUGUGGAUAUACACUCAGAGUAACAUCACAAGCAUCAUUACAAGUAUUUGAUAAUGAAGAGAAUCUGGGAUUUAUAUAUAAUGAUUAAAUUGUAUUUAUUCAAGAUAUCUGUGAAUUGUAACCGAGAAAUCACUAGAUGCACUUUCAUGACAGUACGCUAGCAGCGCUGCUUGCCCAGCACCCCCCUAAAAAUCUUGCUGGUCCACCACUAUUAUUGUACAGUAUUUAACAUGACGCGAUUUAUGAAAGGAGAGAAGCAAGUCUCUCAUUCGUUGUAAUCAAUCCAAUCACAAGUACUGUGUACAGUAUAUAGCAAGUCAACUGUGAAUAUUGAGUGUAGCGCACGUACACUUGAAAAUUUGUUCUGCUCCGAUACUAAUCUUGACAAAACAAGGAGAGACAAACAUGUUGAAUACAAAGGAAUAAAAGCCAGUAAAACUUGUUGCUGUCAUGCACUCUACAUGACCGAUUUUGUUUAAUUACGAAGCUAUUUAUUUUGGUUAUUCUCGGUAAGCAACGUCUUUCGUUAGCCAUCAUCCUUAUGAAAAAUCUGUACUUGAACAUAUAUCAAUUGAGCUACUGUAAACCCAAUGUCAACGUGUAUACAUAACACAUAUCUUAUUAUUGUGCAAUUGUACGCUUUAGGUAUGUCUCACCUUAACUGCCAAGCGUAUGGCUUCUAAGAAUUGUCUUGUUAAGAAUCUGGAAGCUGUUGAAACACUGGGAAGUACUUCAACAAUCUGUUCUGAUAAGACUGGAACCCUGACACAAAAUCGUAUGACUGUUUGUAAGUAAAUUAUACAUAUAAUUCAGCCCUUCAGGUAUCCGUUUGAAAUCCUGGCUAAUAAUAAUUUGUGUAUGGCCAAUACUGUUUUGCUCUACUGAGGCUCCGGCUAUUAAUUGAUGAGCGAAGCGAGUACAGUAUGCAAAGAAUGGAAGGUCCGGGUCGAAGCUUCAAGGAUGCUGUGAGUUGAGUGGUGGGCAAAGGCUUGCAAGCUUUGUCUAUUUGGUAUAUUGUCCGAGUGCAAGACCGGGCUUAAAAUUUCAGCUUGUCAUGACUGCAACUACCGGCAAAUUACACACAACCUCUGGUGAAUGGCUGUCAAAUGUCUUCUUAGCGCUGGCGAAAUUCGCCGUUCUCCGGCUUAAAACAAGAUGGGUGCAUAUAUAUUCAUACAUAUUGAUCAAAAGUGAUCAGGGUGUGGAAAUUGUAGCGGGCUCGAAGUUGAGCCUGGUCAGUGGUAAUUACCAUGAGCCGGAGGAACCAGUCACCAUGGUAAGCCAGUCAAAAUCCUCCAUGUUUUUGUGGACACUUUUUUGCCCGAGCACGUCCUCCAGUAAUUGUGUAGCUCAGUGGAAGCCACUGGUUCCCCGUUAUUAAAAUUAUGUGAAAUCAAUAUAAGAACCAGGUGGCCGUCCAACUACCCUAUGGACGGCCACUUUUAAAAUAAGACGGCCACUUUAAUAGACGGCCAUGGACGCCCUAAGAAGCAAGCUUUGUGAUAUUUCUUGAAAACCUCAAAAAUUGUCAGCCGCUGUUGACUUUAUUUACUGUGUUUGAAAAGACGCUGAGUUAUAAGCAUAUGUAUGACAAUUAAUUGCAAGCGCCGUGUUUUUUGACCACGACCACGGUAUUUUUUGCACGGCCAGUUUCGACACCCUGGCUAAGAGCCUGAUAAGAACACAACUAAUUUGCAUCCUGCUCUGUUACAUAGACUGACAUCUCUGCAUGUUCAACUCACUAAUUAAGUAAUUAUGUUCUAUUGUCUCAAAUUUUUAAAAUUCAAUAUUUAUAAUUGUCCUGAGAAGCAGGUGGUUUGCCGAUUUUAGUUUAAAUUAAGGUGGGGAGGUCACAAUACAGACUUCCGGAAAGUACGUCACCUUGGCUGUAGAUCCUUGUUUUGGCAAAGUGACGUACUUUCCGGCCGGAAGGAUGUAUUUCCAGAGGGCCAUGUCAUAACCUACGCCAUAAUUUGUCAGCAUGAAUAAAAAGUUUUUAAGCAAUUUUGAAUGCCAAAGUUUUAGUUGUGAACUUUUAGUUUUUUUAGUUUUGUGUGCAAAAAUUUACCCUGAAAGCUUAAAAAGUUCAAAAUAAGGUCGUAAAAGUCAGUUUUGCUUGUAAAAUAAAAUGAAUUAUCAUGGUUGUUACGCGUUUAGAAAAUGCAACUGACCAAUCAGAUUCGAUUUCGCCGAAAGCUAUAUUCUGAUUGGCUGAAACGAUCGCUAGUUAAUUAUUAAAAUUUAUACAUGUAUAUUUAAUUGAAAAAAUGACUAAAUGUUUUACAAGAUUCCGCAAGCCCUGCAGAAAUUGUGUAUGACCUUUCCAUAAUGCAGCAGGGCCUGUGGAAGAGGCAGUUUCGUUUAUAGUCUGUACACAUUUAGGCUUGUAUUAGUGACGUGUUGUUUAACGUUCUGCCGGGUGGAUAAUCUAAUUCUCACUUCUCAGUGUCUUUAUUAAGCAGUUGAUUAAGAAAUAAAAAAAUUGGUGUCGUUGUCUAGCUCACAUGUGGUUUGAUAAUGUGAUUGUUGACGCUGAUACCACUGAAGAUCAAUCUGGCCAGAAACAUGACAAGGUAAAUACAACAAGUACGAGCCGAUAAAAGGAAAUUUUAUAUUACAUAAUGCAUUGUUAACGUAUAUUUAAUGUGAAGUGUUUAAAGGCUGCUCGUCUGUGCACAAUGCUUAUUGUCCUUGUUUCGUUUAUCAGAUGAAAUCAUCAACAUGGGGACAUCUUGCAAGAAUAGCAGCAUUAUGUAAUCGGGCUGAGUUCAAACCCGACCAAGAUGAAAUCCCAAUCUUGAAGAGGUAAAACAUUUUCGGCUAUUAAUAUCAUCGUAUGGAAGCCAAAUGGAAGAGAAUAGUGGUGCCAAAAAUAGAUAAAGGUUGGCGUUACACGUGGCUGAAAAUGGAACGCAACCUCAGCACCAAAUUUUAAAAUUUAAACUUAAGGUCACUUCCAGUCCGCCGAACAUUUAACUUGGUUAGGAGAAUGUGGAAUUGGCCGGUUACACUAAUUUAGGAGAAAAUGUAUUUUUCUAUUGUAAACGUAGCAGCUAUUUAAUUUAAUUGCUUUUCCAUCAGGUACACUACUGUACAGAAACAUACACAAAUACACACAUAGAUAAUACAAUGACAUAAACUAAAUUGAUGGUUGGGUAUCCGCAACAGCCCGAAACUAAUUACUGCGGGCCCAAAAGGGUAAGAGACAAAAUAUCAAUAACACAAAUAACAAUUAAACCAUGGAGACUAAAAACAACAGUACAUCGAGUUCGUUAAAGUCCUUGCUCUAUUGCAUCUCGGGCAAAUCGUUUUAAAAGUUCGUGCAUCACCACAAUAGUAUGUGUUUAAUGCAGUAUGGUAGUACUCACGCAUUACAGACUUGAAUGAGUUAGAGAUACCGUUUGGCCUAUCAAAGAUUCUAUACACUAAUUUGUCCAGUAAGAACGUUUGUUUAUCAAAUGAAGUAGUUUCUAGACGUCCUAUACGUUGCUUAAACUAGGGCUCUAUUGUAAUUCGUAGAGAGACCACUGGUGAUGCGUCGGAAUCUGCGUUACUAAAAUGUAUCGAGCUUUCGAUCGGUAGUGUUGAAGAAAUGCGUAAAAAGAACAAAAAAAUGGCUGAAAUUCCUUUCAAUUCUACCAACAAAUACCAAGUGUCUGUUCACGAAGUCACUGAUGAUCCCAGAUAUUUGCUGGUCAUGAAGGGCGCACCUGAGAGAAUUCUUGACCGUUGUUCAACAAUUACUGUUGAUGAUAAGGAGGUACCAUUAAGUGAUGACCGGAAGAAUGCAUUCCAGGAAGCGUAUAUGGAUCUUGGUGGCCGUGGAGAACGUGUAUUGGGUUUCUGUCAUUAUUUCUUACCUGAAGAUAAAUUCCCCAAAGGUUUCAAGUUUGAGGCCGAAGAUGUAAGUGUCGACAUUAAUCUAGUAAUUCGAUCAAAUUAAGCCAAGUCAGUCUUGAUUAGAUUAAGCCAGUCUUGAUUAGAUUUAAGACUACAAACUGAGUUAGUAUUUGUGGACAAAUGGUUGAGAAUAUCUUGACAAUGAGUGUUCGCCACAGUGCCUUUACAUCUUGCAGCUGCAUAUAUGGUUUCCUUGCUUCAUGAUCAAAUUUAACUUUUGAUGUAAAUUGAUUUCCUUGUUGUUGAUUUUAGCAAGGCUUAGUGAACACAGUUAAGGUCGAUACACGCCGGACGCGAUUCGAUAACGCGACGCGAUUUUUUAGUUUUUGUUGCAUGCCCAUAUAUGGGCAUGUAACUUUCAUAUAGCUCUAAAUUUCGUGUCGCGGUGUAUCGGUUUAGGUGUACCGGCGGUGGUAAAUCACGCGACAGAUUCGUAAAAUACGACAAAUACCGAGUUUUUCCGACGAGCAUUUUCAUGUGAUGUGAAUCGCUUAUGCACGCUUUCGUUCACGGCUUUCGUUGAGCAAACGCGAAGAAAAUAUUGAUUUUUCGCCGAAAAUUUACGUAAUUUAGCGCCUUAGAAAAAUAGAUCGAGGUAGGUAAAGCUUUGCUGUUUUUAGUUUACCUUAUAUUCUGUUAUUUGUUGUUAUUUUGGAGCCGUUGUGCUCGCACUGAUUAUUUAUCAAUUAUCAGGCAUUUAUAUUUAUAUGUCGUGAAAGGCCGCGCUAUCAAAAUACUCAUUUUUUACUGUCGUUCCAAUUGAAGUGUUGCUCAAAUAUUGAUUCAAUACAUUACCUCGGGCUGACCAAUUCAUUUGAUCAAGUUCCUCGAGAUAUUCAUACACUUCCUGUGAAAGAGCCAAUUCCAAGUAUUUGAUCAUUUCUGGUCACUUCCUUUCUAUUUAUGAUUGGUUAGUUGCACAAACAACAAAGGUGAUUGGUGCAUUCAAACUAUUCAACAGGAAGUUUACAAUUAUACUAGGAAGUGUAUGAAUAUCUCGAGGAACUUGAUGAAAUGAAUUGGUCAGCCCGAGGUAAUGUAUUGAAUCAAUAUUUGAGCAACACUUCAAUUGGAAUGGGAACGACAGUAAAUGCUCAAAUUGAAAAGCCAUUGUGCUCGCACUGAUUAUAUUGUGUGCAAAACUACAGUACAUUCUGUAAAUAACAUGAAAUAUAUUAAAAAUAUGAAACAAAAUUCUCAUUAAUACUAUUGAAAUUUAAUACAACGAAAUAGCAUUUUAAUUCGAUAAUUUUAAUUCUUUUCAAUUUACCGUUUCCACGGGUUUUUAUACCUUCAAAAAGCCACAAUAAAGCUAAAUUUGUUUAAAUUGGUAGGAAAUAACAUUGUUUACUUCGAAUAGUCAAAUAAGUCAAUCAGUGAUAAAACCUUGACCUUGUUAUUGUCCCUUGCAACUACAGAUAAACAGUCGCGAAAAGUUUGAAAAUGUUUUGUUAUUUUGACAUAAUAGCUAUUUUUGAAUAAAUAUAUUGAAAUUAAACAUAUUGAAUCAAUAUGUUAAGUUUCAGGCCAGUUGUACCAAAAUUUAUAAGCGCUUGCGUACCUUAAAGACGGAUUUCCAUUCAGUGCAAAAUGUCGCGCGAUCGACAUUUUGCGAUCACUUUCUUUUGAAAUACAAGCAAUCACACGCAACGGUUAGGUUGACUGAACACAUUUCAAAAGAAAGUGAUCGCAAACAGUUGAUCUUGCGAUAUUUUGCACUGAAUGGAAAUCGGCCUUAACUUUCUGAGGAAUGCAACAUGUACGCACUGUGUACCUAUUUUUGAAAGUUAAUAAAACAGCCAAUGGCAAUGAGAGCAAAUUUUGAAAGAUAUGUAGACCAAAUAACUCAAAAUGUUAUACCGCUUCUAAAUAUUUGGAAAAUUUGUAUAGGUAAUCGCAUGGGGCCGAGUAAAAUUGAGGUUUAAUUUCACGCGUGUCUUCAAAAUUUCACAAUUUGUGAAACUUUGAAAACACAAGUGAAAUUAAACCUUAAUUUUACGAGGAACUAUGCAAUUACUUGUUAAUCAUAGAGGGCAAAAUUUAUUCGUAAGUUUAGUUCUUGAACCUCGUACGUCUCCAUGUCUUCGCCUUUUCACCGAUGUUUCUUUAGCUGCCCUGUCUGCCCAUUUCUUAAAUACUGCAACCAAUAAAUUUGUACUUUUUCUAUUCAAGUUUUCACCAGAAGUUUUUAAUUUUUCAUUAGAGAGUUUAAGCUUCGCGUUAUACGGCAAACGCCAGGCAAAGAAAAAUGUUACCGUAUUAGGCAAUAAAGAGUGAAUGAACAUGCUGUUUUAAAACUGAAAUACAUAAUUAUUCUUUCCACGCAAGAAAGAAAAUAUAAAAUGAAAACGUUCAACCAAAAUUUUGCUAAGAAAGUUCCAACCUGCCGUUUGCCGUUCCCGGAAACGUGAAGCUUGAACUCCCUAAUAACAUCAUCCGCGACGACAAAGCGAGAAGCCAUUGUUUUUAUUGCUGUUUAAAACAAGGAACUUCCCGCGCUUACGUCUCAGUCAAUGAGGUACAAGUAAUUUUGCCCUGAAUUAAGAAAAAAUGCCCUCCUCAUUAGCCAAUCAUAUUUGAGUAAUUUUGCCCUCUAUAUGAUUAAAACUAGAAUCAAAGUCAUCGGUCAGUGAAAAUCGAAAAAUCGCGUCGCGUUGUCGAAUCGCGUCCAGUGUGCCUGGACCUUUACAAAUAGCCAUUUUACUUGCCAUUGAAAUGUCAAAUGAUGUUACUCUAACGUAACCAUGCGAAAAUGUGUAUUUGUUUAGGAACCAAACUUCCCGUUAAAUGAUCUAUGUUUUGUUGGUUUAAUGUCCAUGAUUGAUCCGCCCCGAGCUGCUGUUCCUGAUGCUGUGAACAAGUGCCGUAGUGCUGGAAUAAGUGUUGUUAUGGUUACCGGAGAUCAUCCAAUCACAGCUAAAGCAAUUGCUCGUCAAGUUGGAAUCAUUUCUGAAGGUAAUGUAAUAUUCCUUUCUAACAAGCUCACCUUGUUAAGCUGUAGUGUAACAUGCAUAGACGGCAUAAUAAAAAAAUAAUUAAAUAGUCCACUCCAACGUGCAGAGUGUUGAUGAUACAAAAUAAACGUAGAGUACACUCAAAUAGAAAAAGGCAGUGCAAUACUCUGAAACUAAUCGCUCUUCGCAUACAUUCACUGGUUUAUUGGAGCAAUUGUAAAAUUUUGAAACUCUAUUGGCUCCCCUGAAUAGAGUUUGCAGUGCCUUGUCAUGCAAAUAGUUUGCUUGCAAGGAACGUUUGGAAUUUGUACGAACAUUAUUUUUACUUUUUAAUUCUUUUAGGAAAUAGACUUGCCUGGAUUUAAUCUUUACGCCCCAAAUAUUAUUUACAUCGGAGUUGCAUCAUAAAUUGUACUCGGAUUCAAACGACACAAUGUCAAUGACUUUAUAAAAGUAAAGCAUAUUGUGUAUUGACCUAUUGGGUUUACACUUUUACAGGUUCAUUUAACUUUAACUCUCUCAAGUCUCAACAGACAAUCGGACAUGCCAAAUCCAUUGAUAUGACAAAUUGACAACUUCAAAAAACUUUUUUUUGAAGCUAGAAAUCAUGGUUUUUUUCAAAUUUUUUCCAGGGAUACUUUGUUUUCUGCUCUCUAGACUCCCCCUCGCGGCUCUAGUGCUCCACCCCUAGAAUAUAGACCUUACUGGGGUUUGGUGACACUUUGUGUUGCUUCUGUCACCUGCUCACGGCUCACCCCCCCCCCCUAAAAUUUUUGGCACCACCCCAGUAAAAAAAUAUGAAAAUCCGUCUAUGGUAACAUGUAUGAGUAUAUACCAAUGUUCCAUGUGGCGCUAGAGAGGAGAGGGAGAAGGCCAGAGGAACAGAGCGAGGAAAAAGACGAUAAAACUCCCUCACUCUCUUCCCCUUCCCCCAGCUUUUGCCACCCUUGCCCCUUAGUACUUAGGUUUCAUGGACUUUUCGGUAGCAGUCUGAACAGACCGGUGACCGAUCUUGAGAACGAAUUGAAACUAGCAGCUAUUCAAUAGAGGAUAUAAAGACUCCAGUUUAUUGUAUUAUAUGCAAAUUGUUGGCUUUUUUGCUAUAGGCAAAUAUAUGCAGUGCAUCUGUACCCCUUGUACCAAAACGUAACUGUACAUUCAUGUACAAGUAACCCUACGAACCGACCAUAACAACGGUUUGAAUAUUUCCAUAUUGUUUUUAUAAUGUUAGGAUCCGAAACCGCUGAAGAUAUUGCUGCUCGUAUGAACAUCGCUGAAUCUGAAGUACCCCCAGGUGAAGCUGCAGCGGCUGUUGUCCAUGGCUCAAAACUGAAGGUAAUCUAACACGUACUGUCGGUCCAUAGUUCCAAUGGAUGUCCAGUUACAUUGUUUUGCGAAACAGGUGACAAUCACACCAAAAUUUUUACAUUACACCAGUCCAAUUUUGUUUUCAAGUCAAUUUUCAGUAAGCGUUGCAACCGUUUGUUUCAUUGCGGGAACAGUUGCAUAGAAAACAUAGCCUGGGUAGGAGGUUGGCGUAGAAAAUAGCCCAUGAGUCGAGUGAGAACAUAGAUGCAAACAACCCAAUCCAGUAAAUAUGAAUUCCUGAGUCCAGGUCUAGUUUAAUAUAAAAUUUUGCGAUAUUUUCCAGGAUAUGACAGGAAAAGACCUUGAUGAUCUGAUCUCAAACCAUGCUGAAGUCGUAUUCGCUAGGACAUCACCACAACAAAAAUUGGUUAUUGUUGAAGCCUUUCAACGUCAAGGUCAAAUUGUUGCUGUAACUGGCGAUGGUGUGAACGAUUCUCCUGCUUUGAAAAAAGCUGAUAUUGGUACGUCUGUUGAACUUUUGAUUUGCGGCCUGCUUGCGUUUGUCAGUUUGUUUUUUACGAUCAUUUAUAGAGCCUCCGCUCGGGGCAUUUGUCGAAAUAUUACCCGAAGUGAUGGUAUUUGCCGAGGGACUUUGCGCCGAGGGAAAUAUCAUGACUGAGGUUAAUAUUUUGCCGAAUCUCCAGAGCGACUCUCCAAAGCUAAUCUCCAAAGCCAAUCUCCAGAGAACUGACUUGGUCAAAUAGAGAAUAUUAAUAAACAUGCUGAAUAACAGUGAAUACAAUGUUUAAUUAUUUAUUUAUAUCUGAGUUUUUGACGUUUCCCCUUUAAAAAAUUUGAACCUGUAUUCUUUGGAUAAUUGAUUGAUUGAAGGUAACAUGCCUCCUUUAAACCUUUUAAAUAUUCACGUUAAACGUUUUGGUUAAAAGCAAGAAAUAGUUAAUUCUCGAAGUUUUGUUCCUAUGUUUUGUUUCGCCAUAUCUGCCGUUGGAUAUUAUGAUAUCUCACGGUGUAUUCCAUGAUCAUAGAAUUAGGGGUGCACCGGAACCAGUUUUUUAAGUUCCGGCCGGAACCGGAUCCGACCGGAACUGGUAAAAAGUUCCGGCCGGAAGUUCCGGCCGGAACCGGAACUAAUUUAUUAAGCCAUAUAUAGUCAUAUGUUACUUUGUCCGCUGCCAGACAGGCAGACACUUCAAGUCAUAAAGGAGAGAGCUCGCAAAUGUUAGAAUAAAAAGAUUGACAAGCGUUAAACGUCAUAAUGAAGUGUUAGUAGUGUACAUUUCCCUUGCGUAGUCCAAAUUUCUUCCUACUGUGACCUUUUGUUAGACACAAAAACGUUUGAUAUUCUAUCUCUCUGAAAACAACAGAGUUCCGGUUCCGGCCAUGCUUUUUUUACUAGUUCCGGCCGGAACCGGAACUCUAAAAAAUCGGGAUUCCGGCCGGAACCGAGUUCCGGUGCACCCCUACAUAGAAUUGGGUGGAAUAUUGUAAAAAAUCAGCCUCACGUGGUACAAUUUAAAGUUGAGGUAGAAUAUAUUGUCAUAAACAACAAUAUAUUAAUCUUCAGAACAUGCUUUAAAGUGGGUUUUUUUCUGAUGUCAUAUACUGUACAUGAGGACUGUAUUGAACAUGUAGGUUGUCGUCUCCGAGUGUUGAAACUUUCUUGUUAAGACAUACAGCAACUUAUUUUCGUUGUGAAAAAAAAUCGCUUGUAAUAUAUUUGUACACACCAUUUGAAAAUACAUACAACACAUGUGAUUGUAAAAGAUUCUCUUUUGUUAAGUUUGUGAUUACGACCUGGUUUUUUCAAGAAUGCAGUGUCGAUAUAUGUCUGCGAUUAGUUGAGACUGCAUUGGAGCACAACAACGACCUUAACUUGGUCACGAUAGCUAUACCACUAAAUGCGAAUCAGAAUUUUCGAAGUUUUAUCUAAACUGAACCAUACAUACAUACUAAAUUGAAUCAUAAAUUUCAAGGUGUUGCCAUGGGUAUCGCUGGAUCUGAUGUCUCUAAACAAGCUGCAGACAUGAUUCUUCUGGAUGACAACUUUGCAUCAAUUGUCACUGGUGUUGAGGAAGGUAUGUUAAUUCUGUAAUUAAUUCUGCAGGACUAUUUCCUUUUAUUGCUAAUAUCAUACAGCUAUUUCAAUUAAGGUUGUCCCCGAGCAAAGCGGAAAAGUCGAAUACGAGCGCGAAAGGCUGCUGGGAAUCGCUUAAAAAUUAAUGAAUUUUGUAGCGAUUCCCAGCAGCCUUUCGCGCUCGUAUUCGACUUUUUCGCUUUGCUCGUGGACAACCGUAAUUGAAAUAGCUGUAUACAGGGUGUAUAAAAAAAGGUAAUCCAACUUUACUGUAGCAUGCCAUUGUACGUUAAUUACUUGGUGCAUGGAUGUAUUUUUUUCAUAAUCGUAAAGAUCAGGCUUUUUGCUGUAGGAUGACACGUUUUUCAUCCAUUAUUGAGAAAAAUGAGCAAAUACGAAUCCGAUAAAAAAUGUUUGUCGAAAGUGCAUAUUUUCACUGUUGAGGAUUGGGUCUAAAACUAUUGAAAAUUAACUCCCUUUAGGACUUAAGUUGAUUAAUUUCACUUCAAUAAAAUACCUGCGUAUGUGCAUUAGAAGUGUGCAUCGGAUCGGAUUGAAUGUUUAUAAUCCGACAAUUACCUAAUGUUUAAAAUCCGAUCCCGAAAUUGUCUAAUCCGAUCCGAUCCGAAGAAUUCUUUAAUAAAAUAAAUUUCUCAUUCAAGUUGAAAUAUUUAACCAAAUAAAUAUAAAAGCAAGAAAUACAUGUCAAGAGGCUGACAAAGUGACGUCCAAUUGAAGUAUCAACCGUGAUGAUGCUUUGAUAAAUGUAUGGAUAAUUAAUUCUUGCCGUAAUGCGUAGAUAAUUAAUUUUAUUUCGGAUAUUGAAGUCCGAUCCGACUACGAAACAACUUUAUCAAUCCGAUCCGAAAUGAAUAUUUUGGUUUCGAAAUCCGAUCGGUUUCGGUUCGGAUUUGCACACCUCUAAUGUGCAUAAUUAUUAUAAACAUCUUGUAAACCAGCUCUGAGCUCGUACACCGUUCAUGCACCGAGUAAUAACGCACAAUGGCAUGCUAAAGUUGGAUUACCUAUAUACACCCUGUAGAAAUGUAGGAAAACUAUAGACAAAGUUCGAGAAUGGCCGAUCGCGUACUAGUGUACACCUAUAACCUAUAGUAUAAAAUUUAAGCCGUGCAAGAAACAAUUUUUCUUAUGCGGAUACAUUUUAAAAUUUACAUGUGGAUAUAACGUUCUAAACCAGAAGCACUCAUGAUAAUGUCCUUUUCUUAUGAAUAAUUUUAUUAAUUUCUCUUCUGAAAUGUUACAUUAAUUACACAUGCAGGAUAAUUGCAAUAUUUGUUAUUUAGGUCGUUUGAUCUUUGAUAACUUGAAGAAAUCUAUUGCAUACACAUUAACAAGUAACAUCCCUGAGAUUUCACCCUUCUUGUUCUACAUCAUUGCCAAUGUACCACUGCCUCUUGGUGUUGUUACCAUCCUUUGCAUCGAUUUGGGAACUGAUAUGGUAAGAAUUCGUAAACACAGUAACUUGGAAAAAUAACUAAAGUAUCAAGGAAUUGGGGAAAGCAAAGACUCGCUUAUCAGGCCAUACUGGAACAACUUGGACAGAAAGAUAAAACUUUGUAGUAGUAUGUCUACAUUAAGGAGAAACUUUUUUAGCAAUCUUUGAACUUUCCCUCGUUAUAAUUCCUAAAUAUUUCUCAUAGUUAUGGUUAUGUAGUAUAUGCAUCUCUUCCUUGUAAAUUUGUUUAUUUAGUUCAGGACCUUUCUGAAAAUCACUUUGUGAGAAAGCUUCCUGAAAAUAAAUAUCAAUUUAAUAAUAACACAUUUUCAAUAAUUAUGGUACUUUAUUUGGCCAGCUACGCCUGAGUGCAUGCAUCAGCGAAACAGGAAACGCCCUGAUCCAGGGUAUUCGACGCGUUGCUUAACCCGUAUUUUGUCUUUCAGGUCCCGGCUAUCUCUCUUGCUUAUGAAAAAGCCGAAAACGACAUUAUGAAACGAUUACCCCGAGACCCUCAACACGACAGACUUGUGAACCAACGGUAAAGACAAUAAUUUACUUUCAACAAUGUUAGUGAUGAGUGCAAAUAGAGUAUUUCUUUAAUUCAAAUUGAUUAAUUAACCCACACAAAUUUUAAACUACAGGCUAAUUGCUAUGGCCUAUGGGCAAAUCGGAAUGAUUCAGGUUUGUGUCAUUUAAAUUGACUAGAAUUAAAUUACGAAGUUUAUAUAUUAAUCUAUAAUUUCUUACUAGAGGAAAAAAUUAAAGCAAGGAUUUUUUUGUCUCUCUUUCAUAGGCUUGUGCUGGAUUCUUUGCAUAUUUUGUGAUAAUGGCAGAAAAUGGAUUUUUACCAUCUCUCUUGUUUGGUUUGAGAAGUGAUUGGGACAACAGGGAUAUUCCCAACUUAACUGAUAGUUAUGGUCAAGAAUGGGUAUGUAUAGAAAAUGCAGUAGUUCCAUGUACAAAAAAUUAGCAAUGAAGUCAUAAUCACUGAAGUCUUUCCCAGAUAUUUACCAUACGUCAGACAUAUACUACUUUCGACCUUCAUUCCGUACGUCCAAGACCUCCAGCUUUUGCUAAAAACAUUACAAUACUUGCUUACACACUACGAUUUCUCGGGCCGAUUUUAACUGUACUGUUAUUCAAAACAAUACUUGAGUCGGCCCAACGAAUCGCAGUCUGAAAAUACAUCUUAAACUUCAUGAAAUAACCAAUUCUUAAGGGGUUUCCAAUCUUUAAGAUUGUUAGGUCGGCGUUAAGUUGUAUUAAUUAAAAUAUGUAUUACAAUGAUUUUAUUCAGGGCUAUCAACAACGAAAAGAACUGGAGUUUACUUGUCACACAGCCUUCUUUGUCAGUAUUGUUAUCGUGCAGUGGGCUGAUUUAAUUAUUUGUAAAACAAGACGUUUGUCUCUGUUCCAACAGGGCAUGAAGUACGUUUAUUUUUCUUCCCUUUAUCAAUUUGCUACCUUUUGUGACGAUAUUAAUAUGGGUAGCCUGGCAAACUGCUCGAAGAUUUGCUAGCUUUUGUGACAAUGGAAUUUGUCAUUUGACAAUUGCAUGUUCUGAACGGUUAGAUUACACGUUAGAGAAGGUCUUUGUUUUGUGUGGUCUAUGUCCCAUUGUUUUGUUAUCGCGCUAUCGUUUAUAUUUUAAUUUCCUAGACCUUAUUGUCUCCUUCCUCUGAAUUAUUUAGGAAUCACAUGCUUACAUUUGGUCUCUUCUUUGAGACCAUUUUGGCAGCUUUUCUUUCAUAUACCCCUGGAAUGGACCAAGGUCUGCGUAUGUACCCCUUACGGUAAGUUUAUGAUAUUCAGUAUUUUACAGUAAUGUAUACUAUGCAAGUCAAACGCCAAUGAUAAGUGUUACUGUGAACACUGAACUGUCCUCGUAAAAAUCGUCACUUACAGCAUUACCAUUGCUGAAAUAAUGCCCUUCUGACUAUCGUUUACGGCCUGGGAAAACCAGUGUUUUCCGAAUUAAGUUAGCAAAUCAGGAUAUAUGCAGUAACAUCCUAGCCAUGUUUUCCAAAGGUGUGCAAACCAGGAAGUACUGUAUUGUUUCUGCAACAAAAAUGUUUCCAAGGGUGAGACCACGGGGGACCAGUUUUGAGCUGCAAAUUUUGUAUUAAUUUGUAUUACGCGCGGGAAAAUGCACCACAUUUGGGCCGAAAGUGGUGCAUUUCCCGCGCGUAAUACAAAUUAAUACCCGAAAUUUUCUAAUUUCGUAGGGCUAUAUUUUUCUUAUUUUACAACAUUUCGCGGCCAAACUUUGCAAUUUUCAACUUUUAACAUGCUUUUUCUAGCUGUGGUGAUGGAUUUUGUUCUUCUUGCCUCGAUCAAAAUUUAAUCUAUAGCUGGAAUCAACCAUUGAUAUAAAUGUUUAAAGUUGACUGAAAAGUUGACUGAAAAGUUGACCUACAAAGGUUUCCGUGAAAUUGUCGGCCGCUAGUUUUUCGGCCUACAAAACGGCUUUUUCGUUUGACAAUUUGUAAUUUGUAGGCCUUGUUAAUUCGCACCCGAAUUUAUGAACCAUUCGAGCAAUCAUUGAAAUAUUUCCACAACAAACGUUGUUCUUAGUUGUGUCCAAGAAACAGUAAAGAUCAUCUUGUAAUUUUAUUUCCUUCAGGUUUACAUGGUGGUUGCUCGCCAUCCCAUUUAGUAUUGCUAUCUUUGUUUACGACGAAUGUAGAAAAACAAUUCUACGUAGAUAUAAGGGCUGUAAGUAUACAUUGAAAUGUUAUAUUGUGAUUAUCAUCACGUAUGUUAUUUUUAAUGAGCUCUGUGUAUCUUUCAUAUAUUUUCCACUUUACCUUUCGUUUUAUCUUUCCUAAGCUUUGUUGUGUGAUGUACCUUAUUCGUACUUAUUCGUACUCGCGAUUGUACAAAAAAUCGCGAAAUUAAAGUCGCGCGAAUAAAUUUACACACGCGAAAUUAAAUACCCUAGUCAAACGUUUGAAUCAUAAAAUUCUUGAUAACUAUGAUCAACAUGUACAGCUCAUCUAUCAAUAUAAAUAACAAAUUAUUUAUUAUUAUAAUAUAAGUGGGAUAUAACAGACAAUUUGAUUGGCUAAUGCGCGUGCAUUGUGACGCAAUAAUGCACUGUGUUCCGUGGCAGUGCCUUGCUCUUUCUGUGUUUUCCCCCCGCUUCAUCUCUGCUUUUUAGCCAAAAAUAUAAACAAAACUAUAGAGCAUUUAAAAUACAAAAAGCAGGAAGGAAUAGACCAAAGGAACAAAAAACAGUAUAAAAAUUAACCGGCUUGGCAUUCGUCGAAUUUGUUUUUGUUUCGAAUUCAAAACGAAUUCGAAGAGAAACAAGACGCUCUGCGGAGCGUUAACUCGCUGGGGCUAUACAAGUCAUACAAAUACGCACAUUACUAAGCGGAAAAGUUGAAUACGGGCGCAAUUUUAAAGGCUUAACACAGUGCUAAAAUGCGGUAGGCCCUACAAGUAAAGUUAUAUUUAGUACGCUACAUAGCCGCCACUAGUUGGUCCGUACGCUAGGCUGCUCACUGCGCUUUAAAACGUUCAAAAUAAACUAAUUUGGGGGCUUUUGGGCUCAAAAUACUGUCAAAAUGAAGAGAGAAGUAAGACGGAUCCACUGUUAUACGGCCGAAAAAGAGAAAACCAAUGAUACCAAAAUUAUCAACAAUACAAUUUCGCUUGGCUUUCAAAGACAGCCAUAAAUCGGUAGAUUACUGUUGUUUAGUAAUACAUUUGACAUCCGUAUGAGCGAUUUGUUAACAAUACAAUUUCGCUUGUGUUUCAAAGACAAAGACCAUAAAUCGCUAGAAUACUAUUGUUUAGUACAAUUUCUUACCCUGAAUCGAACGGUGAUAUUUUUAUCGUUAUUGCGCCAUGAGGCAUUACAAAUACAAGGACAAAGGUAGUGUGAGUGACUUGUCAACAUUUAUACAAUUUGACCAAUUUCGCUUGAUUUUCAAAGGCCAUAAAUCGCUAGAAUACUGCUGUUUAGUAAUACAUUUGACAUCCGUGAGUAGAAUUUCUUACGCUGAAUCGAACGUUGUCGCUUUCUUCUCAAAAUAUAUUAAAGCAGCGCAGCCAAACGUAUAAACUUGCGAUUUAAUUUGCGAACUGCGAAGGUUGCUGUUUUCGUGCGAAAUUCCCUGUAAAAUUGUUCAAUUUUCCCAAAUUUUCCUCAAAAUGCAGGGUUAUUUAUGGAUAAUUUGGGUAAAAUUGGCAGGAGUCUUAUGGAUAAUUGGGGGGAAAAUUAGGCAGCUCAUUAAUAUUCUAUUUUGUGGCUAUCGACGAUUGGAGAUUGCCGAUCCAAGAACAGAGCCGAAACCUAUACUCGUCUGGGGCAUCCUACAGGAUGCCCCAGCGAGUAAAAAGCGUGCAAAAUAGUCGAGAAAAAACUUGAAAAGAUACAGGAAUACCAAAAACGUAGAAUGCUUCGAUGCUUCUGAUAAAAGCUGCUAGAUAUAUUUUCAGCGAAAGGCAAAAAAUACAAUAAUUUCAAAAAUUAAACCUGAGCAACACGACGAAACCUACGAUUUAACGUCCUUCGUGGCAAAUCCGGCAGCCCAAAUGCAUAAAAACAUUAGCAAAUCAGUCUGUAAGUUCUUUGUAUGUUUGCAUGGCGAUGAAACCAUAGAUAUCUAAUAUACACUAGAUAGCGCAUAUCGUUUAGUAAAAUUGAAGCCAAGAGUAUUCCAGCGGUUACCCCCAUUUGAAUAGAUGGCGGCCAUGUUGGUAGUUCCCACUCGCUAAUAAACGCUUAAAAAACAACAUUAACUUCCAUCAUUUGAAUAGUUUAAAAAUGUAUUUGGAAUAGGUUUAACUUAAUGCUUAAGUUCCCUGUUUAAGAAAGAGAAAACAUACGAAUCUUCUCAUUUCAUGGGAAUAUCCUGAGUCUGCAAUCACGGCUUCAAUUUUUGAAUUGCAGAAUAAUUAGAUGCACUAUCUAGUGUAUAUAAGAUAUCUAUGGAUAAAACAUAUAAUAGUUUUGUUUGUGGAAACACCACGUAAAUUUAUUACUGCAGUAAUAAAUUCACGUGGUGUUUUUCCACAAACAAAACUAUUAUAAAUCAGUCUGUGUAUCACUGGGGUUUUUCCCCAGCAUUUUAAACAGUUUCUCCGCAACUUUAGCAUCAAAACUUUCUCAAAAUUUUGUAUUGUUUUUGCUCCUUCGCUCGCUUGAAAAUUCAAGCGACAGUAAAAGCAUGCGCGUGACGUCACCGAGUACAUGUUAGGAGAAUUUCAAUGUUGAUCUUUUGAGUAAAAUUGUUUACCAUGUAAUAUCUUCUACUUAUAUUAUUUAAGAAAUAGAAAAACUCGUCUCGUGCGUUUACGGUGUGAUAAUGCACUCGGGGAAUGUUGGGAGAACACUCGGCUACGCUUCGUGUUGUACACGCUUCUCUUGUAUUCUCCCAACAUUCCCCGCGUGCAUUAUUACACCAUAAACGCACGCGACUCGUUUUCUAUUUCUUAAAUAAUAGUCUUAGUAUAUUAAGCUACAGUUUGCAUUUUGUGUUACCGGCAAUAAAGAGGAGUAAAAACCUUGCGGACUACCGUACAGACAGUAUAUACCUUAUGUUGACUUGUAUCGAAAGUUGUAGUUCAGAUUUUUACAGAAUAUAAAAUGUUGUUCCGAAGCUUUCGCUAAAUUUAAUGCCCUUUUUCCAUUUUCCCCUAUCAAAAUCGCGAAAAUAUUAAAAGUAUCGUGAAAUAUUGCAUGCCUCGAAAAAAGCGCGAAAUUAAGUACGCGCGAAAUUAAGUACGAAUAAGGUAAUGUAUAUUCCUUGGGUCCUUUAAGCAAUUUCUAAUACUGUUAGAGCAUCGCCGUUACCACUUGAGAUAUCUUGCUAGUGAAGGGCGAACGUAGGGUGCUGUUGUUUGAUUGUGACUAUAUAUAUCUGACUUUGAUAUGUUCGAAAAUACACAUAUGUAAAUAGAGUUGUGGUUGGUUAUCUCCACUGGUUAUCUUUUGUGCUUCCAGUUUGUUUCUCCGUGCUACCCUGUCACAUAAGCUAUCCGGUAAGCACGUAUGGGUCGUUUGAUCAGAUAAAGGAUGAUUAAUACAUUCUAACUAUUUUUCUUUCGUUCUGUAGGUUGGCUUGACCAAGAGACAUACUAUUAAGAAACAAUUUGUGUUUUUAGAAAUGAUUUUUGUGAUGUUAUACGAAAGGUUUUAGUUUUUGCUUUGGCAUGUUUAGCACACGGCGACACCUUAUCCUUGAUUUUUCAGCGGAUAAUGAAUAUUAAUUUGUACCCUUGAUUUAAUUAUUUCAAUGUGCAUUGCGAUCAGUAAGAAUGAGUUAUUGACAAGAAAAUUAUUUCCAGAAAUUUUUGGUAUGUAUAGCGAGAAUGUGCAGCGAUCGGUUGCGGUUUUUCUGCGACAUAAUUAAAUUAUGAUUUAGAUUAUUUCAAAUGACACUUUAUAAAAUCUUUAAAUUAUGUUAAAGAAAAACUGCAACAAUGGAAAUCGCUUUGGCGUCGCUUAGGUCAAAUUUGACUUUAUUUAUUUAUACCCUAUAGGUUAGGAAUUGAAUUAAUAUUUUUAGCUAUAUUCUUACUUCAGCCUUCUAUUAAAUGUUGACUUGAUUUCAAAAUGUUGAAUAAAUAUUUUAACGUUUAUUCGAAACUAUUUACCAAUAAAACUUGGAAAUUUUUCCAACUUGUAUUUUUGUUUCGUUAAAAUUAAUCCGCCUUUCCGAUGUUGAUGAGGACCGAACGUUCAAAAGGGUG
Messenger RNA from Paramuricea clavata, 30421 nucleotides. The record is from the annotation of a GenBank genome assembly. Lineage: Eukaryota; Metazoa; Cnidaria; Anthozoa; Malacalcyonacea; Plexauridae.